Messenger RNA from Erythranthe guttata (spotted monkey flower), 1793 nucleotides. RefSeq names its product RNA helicase 36 (gene RH36). Lineage: Eukaryota; Viridiplantae; Streptophyta; Magnoliopsida; Lamiales; Phrymaceae. Gene Ontology annotation, molecular function: RNA helicase activity; ATP binding; nucleic acid binding. The record is from RefSeq and is a predicted model, not a curated record. Gene Ontology annotation, cellular component: cytosol.
UAAUUUGAAAACACAGUUGAUACAAAACAAAUUAGUUCUAGGGCCGGUCGGUUUUCGCCCCCCUAAACGAGAACUCCCAUCGGCAGCCAUGGAGGAACAACCCCAGGUCGAUGCAAAUUUCCCAUUGUUUUCCCGGAAAAAGAAGUUCGCCGUGAACAGUAAACCCCCGCCCUCAGAAACCGCCAUUGUUGCGGCCUCCAAAUCGUUCCAGAAAGAGCUAAACACCAACCCAACCCCGGACAACAUCACUUUCUCCGACCUAGGCCUCUCCGAAUGGGCCGUCAACACCUGCAGAGAGCUCGGCAUGAAGCGGCCGACUCCCGUCCAGCACCACUGCAUUCCCAAAAUCCUGUCGGGCCAGGACGUGAUGGGCCUCGCUCAGACCGGAAGCGGCAAAACGGCGGCGUUUGCGCUCCCCAUCCUGAACCGGCUCGCCGGAAACCCGUUCGGUGUGUUCGCCCUCGUCGUAACCCCCACGCGCGAGCUGGCGUACCAGCUGGCGGAGCAAUUUCGUGCCCUAGGGUCGGGUUUGGGGCUGCGGGUUGCGGUGAUUGUUGGCGGUAUGGAUAUAAUUAACCAAUCCCAGGGUUUGAUGCAGAGGCCUCAUAUAGUAAUAGCCACUCCCGGCAGAAUUAAGGUUCUUAUUGAGCAGAAUCCUGAUAUUCCUUCUGUUUUCUCCAAUACAAAGUUUCUAGUCUUGGAUGAAGCAGACAGAGUGUUGGGUGUUAACUUUGAAGCAGAACUGAGAGUUAUUUUCCAGUGUUUACCGAAGGAUCGGCAAACUUUACUGUUUUCUGCCACCAUGACUCCGAAUUUACAAACGUUGCUUGAACUUUCGGUAAAUAAGGCAUAUUUCUACGCGGCGUAUGAGGGUUUUCAAACGGUGGAGUCUCUGAGACAGCAGUAUGUUUUUAUCCCCAAGCAUGUGAAGGAUGUGUAUCUACUGCACAUAUUAAACAAAAUGGAAGAAAUGCGCGUUCGAUCUGCUAUUAUUUUUGUUUCCACCUGCAGGAGUUGUGAGCUUCUGAGUUUGUUGCUGGAGCAGCUUGAACUGGAAGUUGCAGCAUUGCACUCUUUCAAAUCCCAGUCCUUGAGGCUUUCGGCAUUACACAAGUUCAAAUCUGGACAGGUUCCUGUAUUGUUAGCAACUGACGUCGCUAAUCGUGGUUUAGAUAUUCCAACCGUAGAUUUGGUUAUAAACUACGACAUUCCUAGGUAUCCAGAGGAUUAUGUUCAUCGUGUUGGGCGUACUGCAAGAGCUGGAAGAGAAGGCCUUGCUCUUAGCUUUGUCACCCAGAAUGACGUGGACCUUGUACAUGAAAUAGAAGCUGUUAUCAAGAAAAAAUUGGACAAGUUUGAGUGUAACGAAAAGGAUGUGAUCGAGGAUAAUAUCACAAAGGUGUACAAGGCUAGGCGUGUGGCAACGAUGAAGAUGACGGAGAAUGGAUUUGAGGACCAAGCCAAGGCACGAAGAGAUCAGAAAUCAAAGGAUAAUGCAGAAAAAGGCCUAGUUACGGACAAUAAACGAAAGAGAUAUAAAAAUAAAGCUGCUAAAAAGAUUAAAGAAUCUCAAGACUGAAGUUUGCUCCCUGUUUCUCUGUCUGAAAACUGAAAAGAAGAAACUAAUGUACCCUUGCAAUCCUGGGAUUGUUUCUGGGAUAAUUUAUAAUUCAUAUUUAUUAUUAUAGGAUACAAAUAGGAAAAUUUUGGGCAAAGAUUUUACUACGGUAGAUUGUUGACAGCAGUUAUUCUCGAAUCACAAUUCGACAAAUAGACGACUGCCAUUUCGAUUU